This is a messenger RNA of Anolis carolinensis (green anole), 3606 nucleotides long. RefSeq names its product perilipin-3-like. Gene Ontology annotation, cellular component: lipid droplet; cytosol. NCBI's taxonomy places the organism in Eukaryota, Metazoa, Chordata, Lepidosauria, Squamata, Anolidae. The transcript is spliced from 10 exons. The record is from RefSeq and is a predicted model, not a curated record. Gene Ontology annotation, biological process: positive regulation of triglyceride storage; lipid storage. Bases 149 to 2188 code for a protein of 679 amino acids.
GUGACAUCACAAGAGGUUGGAUGGAAUGAUGGGAGAAUCUCUCCUUUCAGCCUCGGCUGGACCGGAAGCCGAUGGCCGCCCGCAGGGAUGGGAAGCAAUGACGGGGUGAAAAUGGCAUGAGCUGAGAUUUGGGGGCUCGUCCGGGAUCAUGGCGGAAUAUUAUUCUGAAGAAUACAAGGUGGCAACGAACACCUCAGAUGAUGCCGUGUACGUGAGGCAGGAGAGAGACAUUUCCAUGAUGAGAACCCUCAACCUGUCUCAGCUUUUCCAUGGUCUGGAACCCGGCGAGGACACCACAAGACCCAACAACACGAAUGACAACUUACAACCAUCGGAGGAGCCCGACGUGUCCACCCGGAGGAUCUCCUUUCCUCCCUCAAUGAACACUCCACCAAAUAGUUUGGCAUCAGUGCGACAUCCUGCAGGAUCUCAUGCCGAAAGCAUGGGAGGGCCUUCCAAGGAGAAGGAAGUGAUACCUGAAGAAGGGAGCUUGGACUCAAUCCACCAACCACCUCAGGAAGGAGACAAGGAGCAGGUUCUGUCUCACAUAUUCGCAGAGGUAGAUCCCAACUAUCAGCCUGGGGAAACGAAGGAGGCAACAAUCCCCCAACAAGUACAAACACAGAGUGAGUCUGAGGAAGAGGCCUUCCGCAGAGCAGAGGAGAUAAGGAGAGGGUCGUUUCGCCCAUACGUGACGAGCCAGUCGCUUGAGACCGUGCUCUCUCAAGACCCACUGACGGAGCCGUCGUGGAAGGCGAUGGACUGGCCGGCGGGUCUCCCGUCUUCCUCGGAGUCGUCCGGGCGUUCGAAGGAGACCCAGGAUUCCCACGGAUCGGGCCGCACCUUGGAGAAGCGGCCGACGCUCCAGUGGGCCCCCUUGCCGAGCUUCGAGUCAGAUUCAGAGAUACCGUCAGUUCCCCGAGUCAUCUCAUCGCUCGAUUCGCGGAAGGUCUGCGUGCCAUCCUCACGAGAGACCUCCCCAAACGCUCGGGUGAUGUCCGAAAAGUCUUCUGUCUCCAUCGAUAAAUCCGUGAGAGGGAAGUUUCCAACCCACUACUCAAACUCCGGGUCCGGCUCAGAAAGGGAGACUGUGCUCCGAACGGAAACGAAGGAGGGAGUGGACUGGAAAGCGGACAUGCCACCUUCUUUCAUGUUGGUCCGGUCAGGGAGUUCCCUGCAACGUGGGAAAGACAAGUCCUUCCACAACAUGGUGGGAGAGAUCGUCGCCCAGAUCCGGGACGCCGAGAACGGGCCCCAGUCGGCCAUGGUCAACAGCAUCAACGCCUUUGUGGAGUCGCCCGUCGGGCAAGUCUUCUCCGCCACCAUUGACAGGGCUCUGGAGAAGACCGAGGAGUGGCUGAACUAUUACCUCCCUCUGCCAAACGGCAGCCCGGAGCAAGUCGAAACCCCGGUCGGCUCGGAGGAGAUGUGCACGGCGGCUCCCCUGGAGCUUUACAAGGAAGGCUGCUUCAUGCGCAUCAACUCCCUCUCGAUGCAACUGCGCAGCCGGGCGUUCAACUACCUGCUGCGCCACCUCAAGGCCACCCGCCAGAGCACCGGCCAGAACCUCUCGCUCCUCGACGAGGUCUUGAAGCUGACGGACAACUCCCGCCACAUGGGCAACUCCAAUUUGCCUAAAAUCCCGGGCCCGCUCGGGAAGCUCUGGCCGGGCAAGACGGAUAACAAAGGCCGCCCGUCGGCAACCAGGGCGGCCAUGGAGUCCAUCACCUUCCUGCCAGAGCAGCUGGAGAUGAAGGCACUGGGUCUCACGCGGAGCCUGGCGCAGGAGCUGUACAACAUGUACAAGAACCUCCUUCCGCACGUGCCGGAGCUGCCCCUCCACCUGCAGGAGAAGGCCACCCAGGUGUGCCUGAACCUGGAGGAGCUGCAGUCCCACCUGUCCUUGGCCUCCUCCGUGAGGGACCUGCCCGCCAGCCUGGUCCAGCAGAGCCGCCAGCGCAUCGCCAACGCCAAGGAGAACCUGGAUGAGAUCCUGGAGUUCAUGGGGAAGAACCCGCCCGCCCAGUGGCUGCAGAAGAACGCCUCCAAGGUGGCCGGCAACGGGCCGUUCUUUUCGCUCAGGGACAAGCCGCAGGCCGGCGCCAGCAACGAGGACGCCUCCACUUCACAAAAAGACCCCGAACCGGAAUCGCCUCCCACGCCUCAGCCCACUCCACCACACCUUUAGUCCGGGUUCUGGACUCCUUCAAAAGCCCAGGUUCCAGACCCAUCCAAAAGACUGGGUUCCAGACUCAUCCAAAAGCCCGGAUUCCAGACCCAUCCGAAAGCCCAGAUUCCAGACUCAUUCAAAAGCCCAUGUUCUAAACUCUUCCAAAAGCCCAGGUUCCAGACUCAUCCAGAGACCGGGUUCCAGACUCCUCCAAAAGCCCAGGUACUAUACUCUCCCAAAAGCCCAGGUUCCAGUCUAAUCCAAAAGCCUGGGUUCCAGACUCAUCCAAAACCCAUCUUGCAGACUCAUCCAAAAGCCUGGGUUCCAGACUCAUCCAAAACCCAUCUUGCAGACUCAUCCAAAAGUCCGGGUUCCAGACCCAUCCAAAAGCCCAGUUCUAGACUUAUCCAGAAGCCUGGGUUCCAGAUUCAUCCAAAAGCACAGGUUCAGGACUCAUCCAAAAGCCUGGGUUCAAGACUCAACAAACGCCUGGGUUCCAGACUCACCCAAAAGCCCGGGUUCCAGACCCAUUCGAACGCCCAGAUUCCAGACUCAUUCAAAAGCCCAUGUUCUAAACUCUUCCAAAAGCCCAGGUUCCAGACUCCUCCAAAAGCCCAGGUUCUAUAUUCUCCCAAAAGCCCGGGUUCCAGUCUGAUCCAAAAGCCUGAGUUCCAGACUGAUCCAAAACCCAUCUUGCAGACUCAUCCAAAAGCCCAUGUUCCAGACUGAUCCAAAAGCCCGGGUUCCAGACUGAUCCAAAACCCAUCUUGCAGACUCAUCCAAAAGCCCGGGUUCCAGACUGAUCCAAAAGCCCGGGUUCCAGACUGAUCCAAAAGCCCGGGUUCCAGACUGAUCCAAAACCCAUCUUGCAGACUCAUCCAAAAGCCCAUGUUCCAGACUGAUCCAAAAGCCCGGGUUCCAGACUGAUCCAAAACCCAUCUUGCAGACUCAUCCAAAAGCCCGGGUUCCAGACUGAUCCAAAAGCCCGGGUUCCAGACUGAUCCAAAAGCCCGGGUUCCAGACUGAUCCAAAACCCAUCUUGCAGACUCAUCCAAAAGCCCGGGUUCCAGACUGAUCCAAAACCCAUCUUGCAGACUCAUCCAAAAGCCCGGGUUCCAGACUGAUCCAAAACCCAUCUUGCAGACUCAUCCAAAAGCCCGGGUUCCAGACUGAUCCAAAACCCAUCUUGCAGACUCAUCCAAAAGCCUGAGUUCCAGACUGAUCCAAAAGAGCAGUUCUAGACUUAUCCAGAAGCCUGGGUUCCAGAUUCAUCCAAAAGCACAGGUUCAGGACUCAUCCAAAAGCCCGGGUUCCAAACUCAACAAAACGCCCGGGUUCCAGACUCAUCCAAAAGCCCAGGUUCCAGACUCAUCCAAAAGUUUGGGUUCCAGACUCAAGUGAGCUUCCUUCCUGAAUAAACUCCCUCCACCAAACAA